Messenger RNA from Ilyonectria robusta, 3379 nucleotides. Its product is annotated as CAS/CSE protein. Gene Ontology annotation, molecular function: small GTPase binding; nuclear export signal receptor activity. The record is from RefSeq and is a predicted model, not a curated record. Gene Ontology annotation, cellular component: cytosol; nuclear envelope. The transcript is spliced from 7 exons. NCBI's taxonomy places the organism in Eukaryota, Fungi, Ascomycota, Sordariomycetes, Hypocreales, Nectriaceae. Gene Ontology annotation, biological process: protein import into nucleus; protein export from nucleus. Bases 141 to 3020 code for a protein of 959 amino acids.
GCCGGGAGCUGACCUCACAACAGCUUGCACUCCAAGCCAACCAAACCAAUCCUCCGCCAUCACCUCCACCGCCGCCUCUUCUCCUCCCUCCCUCCUGCAUCCUCCCACACUCCCUCACUUCUCCUCGCAUAACCUCCAUCAUGGCGGCAGACAUUGGCCACAUCUCCCAGUUGCUUGACGCAACCCUCGAUCCCUCCCAACACCGCAAAGCCGAGUCCGCACUCAAGCUCGAGGCAGCCAAGCCCCAAUACUCGCUCGGUCUGCUCAACAUUGUUAGCUCAGGCGCUCUUCCUGCCAAGACUCGCCUGGCCGCUGCUCUGGCCUUCAAGAACUUCAUCCGAACAAACUAUGUGGAUGAGGAGGGAAACUACAAGUUACCUCAAGAUGAGGUCAUGACUAUCAAAGAGCGCCUCAUCGGCCUCAUGAUCGAAUCCCCCUCUAACAUCCAGGCUCAGCUUGGCGACGCUAUUAGCGUGAUUGCCGACUCUGAUUUUUGGAGGCGGUGGGAUACCCUCACUCAGGAACUCGUCGGCCGCUUUUCCGCUACCGACCCCAAGGUCAAUGUCGGCGUUCUCGAAGUCGCACACUCCAUCUUUGCGCGAUGGCGACCGUUGUUCCGCACCGACGAGCUCUACAUGGAGAUCAACCAUGUCAUUGAGACCUUUGGCCAGCCCUUUAUUCAGCUGUUGGUGACAACCGACAAGAAGAUUUCCGAGAACUCGGACAAGAAGGAGACUCUCCAGGGUUGGUUUGAAACCCUGGACCUCCAGAUCAAGAUUCUGAACGACAUGUCCUGCCACGACUUGCCACCCAUCUUUGAGGAGAAUCUGGCCAGCAUCUCCGAGCUUCUCCACAAGUACCUCACAUACUCCAACCCGCUGUUGGAGACCGACGAUGAGACCGAGACGAGCAUAGUAGACACUGUCAAGGCUGACAUCUGCGAGAUACUGGAGCUCUACACCGUCAAGUACGAUGAAGACUUUUCCAAGUACUGCCAACCCUUCAUCGAGAAGGCCUGGAAUCUGUUGUCCUCCACAGGCACCGAAACCAAGUACGAUAUCAUCGUCAGCAAGGCCUUGCACUUCCUGACGGCCGUCGCCUCAACAAAGGAGCACUCCGGGAUAUUUAACAGCGAGGAGGUGCUCACACAGAUCGUGGAGAAGGUCAUCCUGCCAAACGUGGGACUCCGCGAGUCCGAUAUGGAGCUGUUCGAGGACGAGCCCAUCGAGUUUAUCCGACGAGAUCUGGAGGGCUCCGACACAGACUCCAGACGCCGAUCUGCCACCGACUUCCUCCGAAAGCUCCAGGAGAAGUUUGAGGCUCCAGUCACGACCGUCGUCUCCAAGUACAUCAACCACUAUCUUUCUCAGGACAAAUCGGAUUGGAAGGCCAAGGACACCGCCAUCUACCUCUUCCUGUCCGUUGCGGCCAAGGGUGCCGUCACCGCCGCACAAGGUGUAAAGACGGUCAACCCCUUGGUCAAUGUCGUCCAGUUCUUCGAGCAACACAUUGCCCAGGAUCUGAUCAACAGCGAGGGUGUGGAACCUAUCUCGAAGGUCGACGCCAUCAAGUAUCUCUACACCUUCCGCAGUCAGCUGUCCAAGGAACAGUGGAAGUUGGCAUUGGGUCCUUUGAUCCAGAAUCUCAACUCGGACAGCUACGUUGUGUACACAUACGCAGCCAUUGCUGUGGAGCGAGUCUUGUUCCUUACUGACGACGCUGGCGUUCCCAUGUUCCCUCGAGCAGACGUUGAGCCCUUCUCUAAGGAUUUACUUGGUCACUUGUUCAAGCUUAUUGAGAAGGAGGCGAGCCCCGCCAAACUUCAAGAGAAUGAGUUCUUGAUGCGCUGCGUCAUGAGAAUCCUCAUCGUCAUCAAGGAUGGUGCUUCGACCAUGGUCGAAAAUGUCCUUACCCAUCUCAUCCUAAUUACGAACGUCAUGAAACAGAACCCGAGCAACCCCCGAUUCUACUACUACCAUUUCGAGGCUAUCGGCGCUCUUGUUCGGUACUGCGCCCCAAGUAACGCUGCUCUCUUCAACGAGAAGCUAUGGGAGCCCUUCCACCAGAUCCUGGUCGAGGAUGUCACAGAGUUCAUGCAAUAUGUCUUCCAGAUCCUUGCCCAAUUGCUCGAGUCCAGCCCGGCUGAGACAAUUUCGGAUAACUACAAGGCGCUGUUGGGUCCCUUGCUGAACCCACCCCUUUGGGAGACGCGAGGCAAUGUCCCUGCUUGCACCCGCCUCCUGUCGGCCGUUGUUCCUCGAGCCUCCCAGGCUAUUAUCGCAGAGAACCAGCUUGAGGCUGUGCUCGGCAUCUUCCAAAAGCUUCUCAGUGGGAAGAAGUCUGAACUUCAUGCCUUUGAUCUCUUGGACUCCAUCGUCAAAUCUUUCGAGCCCUCGGUUUUGGAACCUUACUUCGGCACCAUCCUUCGCCUCCUCUACACGAAACUGCAAGGCACUCCAGCUGAUUCGUUCAAGCUGCGCUUCGUCAGAUUCUACCACCUUGUCUCCGCUAGAUCGGAGGCUGGGUUCGGUGCUGACUACUUCAUCACCCAGUCGGACCAGGUCGAGGCGGGCGUCUUCACGAAGGUGUAUCCUGUUUUCGUGCUAGCUGAGACGGAGAAGCUAGCUCGCCCUGUGGACCGUAAGGUCGCGGUUGUGUCCCUGACUAAGACUCUCUGCGACUCGCAAGCCUUCGGGCAGAAGUUCAUGAAGGGUUGGGCUAACAGCUGCCGCAUCUUGCUCUCUCUUCUGGCUAACCCGCCCACCGUGACUUCCGGUUCUGGUGACGAGAUUGUUGCUGAGGCAGAUGUCGAUGACAUUGGCUUCGGCAUGUCUUUUACCGCGCUCAACACUUGCAAGGCUCUUGUUCGAGACGACUUCCCUGAGGUUCUAGAUGUUACUACGUGGGUCAAGGAGUUCAUGGUUGCUGCCAACCAGCGACACGGUGGCGCCAUCGAGGGCUUCAUCGGCCAGCGUUUGAGCCCCGAGGAACAGGAGGCCAUCGCGAAGUACAUCCGAUGAGCUCCCCAACACCUCCGAGCAGAGAGAUGACGAGCACCCGGCCCAGUAGGAGGUCGAGGCGGGAUUUGAUAAGGAUACCAGGAGUCAGGGAGGAUAACUAUGUAUGUAUGUAUUGAUGGGCGGGCGGGUGUAUGGGCAUCUUGAAUUAGAAGAUGAAUGAAGAAAAAAGGACCAGGGCAUCUGGAGCAAGAUGCAUAGAUGACUGGAGAAAGAAAACGGAUAAGAAUCUUGCCCGUCGAAAAUAUACCACAAUUUUACACUCAUCAUCAAGACUCGUCACGCUGUGUGCACGCCUGGGUCAACCCAACAUGAUUGAUAUUUCUGCCCUAAGUCUCCAUCGUCGUGGUAUGCGACGUCGG